UUCUUCAUUCUGUUAUACAUCUGAGAAAGGGCAGACAUCCAUGGAUAGAGAGAAGUUCCAGCAGAAGGCUCUGAAGCAAACUAAGCAGAAGAAAUCCAAGUCGGCUGAAUUUCUGAUGGUAAAAGAAGAGAAAGCAGCAACAGAAGGGACUGAAAAUCCAGCUUUUAACAUCAGCAGCACAGAUCUUUCAGCAUAUCAGACUUCAGAAGAGAAAGUUAUUAGACAUGACAAGCUAGAUAGCACCCUUGCAGCUCACCAACAAAAACUCAGGCUGCAAGCCCAUGCUGAACCAAGAGGAAAUGAAUACAGCAGAAAUUACUUUGACCCAGUGAUGGAUGAGGAAAUAAACCCAAGGCAGAGUGGGAUGGAGGUCAGUGGAGAAGUGCCUAUGAAUUUAGAUGAGAAAAUUCUCUAUGGUGAACUGAUGAAACUUCUAGAUGAAGAGAAUAAAAUGGUGGAAUAUCAAGCCCAUGUCAUCUGUGAAGAUUUCUCAGAUUCAGUAAGGCCUGUCAGCUUCACUAAGACACUUGACCUUCGCAAGGAGGUUGAAGAUGAAGGGAUUUCUCCGUAUAUUGAACAGUUUGAGAAAGAUGUUCAGGAUGACAUAAUUCUGCUUGGCAGCUUUGCACUGGAACAGGACUUAAAAGUUCAAAAGGAAGUUCUUCAUCACAACAAACAGAUGUUGCACACCAGAUUCCAUAAACCCUUUCAGAGAAUAGAAAGUCAGCCAUUGCAAGUAGCACAGAAUGCCCGCAAACAUGAAAUUGUAGCCAAGUUUGGUAACCUCGCAGAAGUGAAUAAUGAAUCAAAUGGAGCAGCAGGACUUUGCUGGAAGGUUGACCGGUACAAAACACCUCAGCCCAUUCAAAUCCAAUUAAGAUGCCUACGAGGGGCCAAAGACAAAGUGCCCAAGGGCCGCUACACCCUCAAGGUUUCUUUGCUCAGUCGUCUAGGGGGUAGUGUACUUAAGUGGUCCGAACUGAAGGAACAACAGUGGGCUGGAAUGACAUUGCCUAUCAGCCAUGAUGGAAACUUCUAUGAUGUGGAAAUUUGUUUCGACCAAAGUGUCUAUACCGUUCUGCCUGCUAGAAAGGAGGUGAAACCAGGCAUGAUACUCCUCUUUGAACUCUUUCUUCUUCAUGAGACCAAUACUUACAUCGACUGUGUUGUAGGAUGGGGCGCUUUUCCUUUAUGUGAUAAUAAUUUCAACACUUUACAGGGGAAGUUUAAAUGCCCUUUUCUCAGAGGCCAUUAUGAUUCAAAAUUUGACCGCUUCAAAAAAAUUGAAAAUUUGAUUUCAUUGGAUUUAGACCACUGGUUGUGCAACCUCUAUUUUCAGAUUAUUAAACUACCAUGGUAUUCAGAUGAGCAGAAGACGUACGAGACAUGUCUCCAGCUCUCACCUGAAUUUCUUGCUUAUUCAAACAUUACUGAGAAGAAUGGAGAUUCAGACAAGAUAAAAAUAUAUGGACCACAAGAUGAUGGAUUCAGAAGUUCAUGUCUACAUCCAGGCACUCACUCAAAAUGCUCCUUAGCAUCUUUUCAAGGGCAACCUUUGACCUCUUGGAGAGAUCCUGACACCCAUAAGGGAAGUAUUCCCACUGUUGUAAAGGAAGUGGGAAAACAGUUUAAUGCUGUGAAAGGAAGGGAAGAGUGUGUGUCAAAAGAAACUGGGAGGAAAAGAGAAGAGUUGAGUUUAAAAUGUUUCCAGCAGGCAGAGGAGGCAAUGGAUGAGUUUAAAUUAAAAGUGAAGGAUCAAAAGAAGCCUCAACAAAAAGGAAGUUAUCCUUGUCAAGUUAUCUCAAGUGGUUCACAUAAAUAUUAUGAUUUGGUCCCAAUGAAAGAAGACCAAGGUAUCUCUUACAAGGUCAGUUCAAGAGAGGAACGGAUGCAAAAGAGUCCUCCUCCUUUUAUUCCAGGGAUCACCAUUUUACUCUUUGUGAAACCUUCCUCUUUUAAGAUGAAUCAAAGUGAUCCAAUUGACCAACAGUGUCAAGGCAAAUCAAGUCCUGGAAUCAGUGUAGCUGCGGGAGAAGGGGAAGCAUCUUCACCGAAUACUUUUUAUCUGGAGGAAUUAGAGAAGUAUAGAUUCUCUGUGUGUUGCCAUUCUACCGUUGAAGUGAGAGUGUCCAGAAGGAUCAUUGAGCAUUUCCAUUUCGGGGUGUAUGGAGUCUUUUCAGAACUGGGAUUGGUGCAAUGGCGUUCUUGGGACUUCUGGUUCAUUAUGCUGCUGGUAGUUUUACUCUGGUUUGUGCGGCUUUAUCUGCAUUAUUGUAGUCAAUGGCUCGUUCUUCAAGCCAUCUCAGUUCCUGUUGCAAAGUUCCAGCUCUUCCCUCACACUGUGGAACUCUGCUAUCAGAAUUCUUUGCUGCUUACCAGAGAAGAGUUGGCCAUGGUUGUGGUGGGACCUCUAACCUUGAAUGCAGUGAUGCUUCUUAUGGUUCUGAUCAGAUGGGGCUGUCAGCAACUGUUUGACUCAUUCCCUUCCUUCUUGUCAAAGUUUAUCAUGGCUAUGGGACUCUGGACAGUGCUAGACCCCUUGGCAGUGUUUGUAGUGGAUGCAUUCCUGGGGCGACUUACCUAUAGAGCAGAGAAGCCCAUUGCUGAUGCUGCAAAACUCUACUGGCUCUUCUCAAGAACAGAGCAAUCGGGAAUUCCUGGCGCACUGAUUACUAUGAUGCUUUACACAAUUUUGUUCAUUAUUUCAUCUACAGUAUUGUCCCUCUACUUUCUAAGGCUGCACAAUGAAGGUUGGUUAUUAGAUGUAUUUAAACGCACUCACGGUGAUGAAGGCACAUUCUUCGUUCCAUUAGACCUAGAAAUCUCUAAUCAGGAAUUGAGCUACAUCAUGAAAAAGGCUGAACAAUGGAGAGGCAUCAAUGGUGAAAGACGAAAGCACAGAAAGGGCUCGGAGAGAAAAGGAAGGGAAAUAGAGGAGAGAAUAGAAAAAGAUAAAUAG
Malaclemys terrapin pileata is the source of this 2959-nucleotide messenger RNA. RefSeq lists its product as uncharacterized. Bases 41 to 2959 code for a protein of 972 amino acids. The transcript has 21 exons. NCBI's taxonomy places the organism in Eukaryota, Metazoa, Chordata, Testudines, Emydidae. The record is from RefSeq and is a predicted model, not a curated record. Gene Ontology annotation, cellular component: perinuclear region of cytoplasm.